Messenger RNA from Oncorhynchus gorbuscha (pink salmon), 3289 nucleotides. Its product is annotated as ribonuclease inhibitor-like. Gene Ontology annotation, molecular function: protein binding. Bases 1165 to 3159 code for a protein of 664 amino acids. The record is from RefSeq and is a predicted model, not a curated record. NCBI's taxonomy places the organism in Eukaryota, Metazoa, Chordata, Actinopteri, Salmoniformes, Salmonidae. The transcript has 10 exons.
ACAGUAGGUGGCGGCAUGCGCGAAAACGAUUGUUCUGCGGACCGCUAUGAUAUAAUAGAAGCAGAAGAAGAAGAAGGCCAUAACAGCAAUAGCUGAAAUGCGGAACAGUACAGAAGCAGCCAUCUGAAAAACAUGAAUUUAUCGAGACGAAUUGGUCAAAUUGAAUAAGACUGGGAAAGCAAGCAUGAAAAUGUUUUGCCCUGGGAAAGAAAACCGAUUGACUGAACAAAGGAAAGUCUCUGCCUCCCAUGUGGGAAAACUCCGCAAUAAGUUAAAAGCCAUCCUGAAGAAAAAGUACCAAAGUCCACCAGGGGGAGAAACUGAGCAUCCAUUUUAUAUACAUUGUGAUCUCCAGUAUCCACCUGGUGAAAGUAGCAAGGAGAACCAACAUGAGUACAUUCUAUCUGAGCCAGGCUACAGGAGAAGACAUCAAGGAACAUGUUCAUUCCGAAACUCAGAAGUCGAUGAGCCUAUCAGAACAGCUCUGACAAAGGGCGUCUCUGGUAUUGGCAAAACUAGCCAGGUGCGGAUGAUGAUUCUUAACUGGGCAGAGGGAAGAGGAAACCAGGAAGUUCAACUAAUAUUUCCCUUCCUUUCCGAGAGCUGAAUUUGCUGAAGGAGAGACUGAGUCUGAUUGAACUUCUUUACGAGUUUUUCCCAGAAUUGAAAGAACCUGGAAUUUGCAACUUGGAGAACUGCAGAGUUGGGUUCUUCUUUGACGGGCUGGAUGAAUUCCGUCGUCCUCUCGACUUCAAGAACAGCCUGAUUGUGACCAAUGUCACCGAGGUUUCCUCUGUGCCGACACUGCUGACAAACCUCAUUAACGGUAACCUUCUUCCCUCCGCCGCUCACAUAUGGAUUACAUCCAGACCUGCGGCAGUCCAUCGCAUCCCUCUUCAGUACAUCAACGAAGUGACCGAAAUCGAAGGCUUCACCGACUCCCAGAAAGAGGAGUUCUUCAGGAGAGCAAUCCAUGACAAGAACCAGGCCAAAGCAGUUAUCACCUACUUGAAGAACUCGAAGGGCCUCUACAACUUGUGCCAGAUACCUUUUAUCUGUUCAAUCUCAGCGUCAAUCCUCGAGAAACAGACAUAUGUGCCCGACAAAACAUGCGAACCUGUCGCACUAACUCCAUUAUUUAACGACCUACUCCUCCUGUUACAAAUGGCGAACCACAAUGUAAAGAUAGUUAACGAAUUGGGGGAACUAGCCUUGAAGCAGUUGGUGAAAGGCAACACGGUUUUCUACGAGGAAGACCUACGAGAGUGCAACAUUGAUGCCCGAGUGGCAGCUGUGUACGCAAAAGGGUACAUACCCAUCUUCAGGGAGGAUAUUGGGCUGCACCAACAGAAGAUCUACUACUUUGGGCAUACCACCAUUCAGGAGUUCUUUGGCGCAUUGCGGUUUCUUCAAUCUGUUGACGUCCAAGAUGAAAACCGGGCUGUCAACCAGAAAACCCAGUUCGAGAGAACUCUCUGGUUUUUUAGAGAUGCCACCCAACUCAAGAGCGCGGUGGACAUGACUUUGCGGAGCAAGACCGGACACAUGGACCUCUUCCUUCGCUUCCUCCUCGGCAUUGCUCAGAACUUUAACCAGAUGUUCUCCGAGGCUGGCUUCACCUCAUCUACUACCCUUCCGGAAAUGUUAGUGUACAUCAAGGAGAAGGUCUUGGAGAAUCCCGCUUCGCCGAGGACCCUCAACCUGCUGAACUGCCUGAGGGAACUGAAAGACUAUUCUCUAGACAACGAUAGUGUGCACUUUCUCAAGACUGGAAUCCCCCCAGAUGCCAAAUAUCCACCUUCACAUUGGUCCGACCUGGCCUCUCUCUUAGUGGCAUCGGAGUCUGGGCCGAUAGACAUGCUUGGGUUGGAUGUAGAGAACAGAGGAGACGAGGAACUUCUGAGGAUGCUGCCAGUGAUCAAAGCUUCCCAGACAGCCACACUGUCGUAUCACAACCUGACUGAGAAAUCCUGUGAAUGUCUGGGCUCGGCGCUCACCUCAAAGGUGUCCAAUCUGAAAACUCUGGACCUGAGUUUCAACACGCUGAAGGACUGCGGAGUGCAGCUGUUGGCGGCCGGCUUGACCAAGCCACACUGCCGACUGGAGAGACUGAAACUGUCCGGCUGCAGGGUGAAACAGAAUGGCUUUGCAGCUCUGGCCAAAGCUCUCAAAUCCAACCCGUCGCACCUGCGAGAGCUGGAUCUGAGCGGCAACGAACCGGGAGAAUCGGGGGUGUUUCAUCUCGUUGACGGACUGAAGGUUGUUAAGUGCGAACUGCACAUCCUGAAGCUCUCAAACUGCAAGCUGGGCCUGGAGCUGUGUCGAGCUCUGGCGGUGUUGCUGAUAAACAACCCCAGACACCUGCGAGAGCUGGACGUCAGCAUGAACGACCUGGGAGACCGGGGGGUGAAGCUGCUCAUGGACACACUGAAGUCAACCCAGAUAUACAAACUGGAGUUGUACUGUUGUCAGCUCACUGAGAAAUGCUGUGAGAACAUGUUUAGGUGUCUGGUGAACAUCCCCAGUCUGAGGGAGCUCAACCUGAGCAACAACAACCUGAAGGACGAGGGGGUCAAGAUGCUCUGCAACGCCUUCGGACUGCCCGCCUGUCAACUGGAGAAACUCAAUCUGGCGAGCUGUGGUUUCACGUCUGGAGGCUGUCGCUGUCUGGUUGGAGGCUUCAGUUUCAGCCCCACCUUCCUCAAACAGCUGGAUAUCAGCAGGAACCACCUGGGCCACUCAGAUGUCGCAUUUGUCCUGUUCCUCAAAACUAUACGCUUUUCACUGGAGACCCUACGACUGAGUGACUGUAAGAUGACAGAGCUAUGCUGUCCAGAGCUGGUCGAAGCUCUCCGCUCCAGUCUCACCAACCUGAAAGAGCUGGAUCUAUCUGGAAACGAACUGGGAGACAUCGGUGUGAAAACACUCUGCAUGGGACUGACCUCAACAACCUGUAAACUGGAGAGACUGUUUCUGAGAUGCUGUGGGAUCACAGUAAAGGGCUGCUCCUCCCUAGCAUUAGCCCUGAAGUCCAGCCGCUCCAGCAUCACAGAACUAGGCCUGAUGGGAAAUGACACGGGAGAAGAAGGACUGAGAAUUCUCUCCGGCAUCAGGGAUGACCCACGCUACAAUCUACAGACUCUAGAGAUAAACGAUUGAGUGGCCUUGCUCGCUGGAUGGAGGUGGUUCUUGGCUCGACCUCUUCCCAAAUCUGGAGUGAAGUUACUGAACGAGGAACACUCUGGAGUGAAGAUACGAAACGAUUGGCUGACAAGUCUCGACACACUAG